Lactuca virosa is the source of this 840-nucleotide messenger RNA. The record is from the annotation of a GenBank genome assembly. Lineage: Eukaryota; Viridiplantae; Streptophyta; Magnoliopsida; Asterales; Asteraceae.
UUUUUCUUCUUCUUCUUCUUCGUCUUUUUCUCCCAAAUCAAACCAAAAUUCACCUCUUCGAUCGUUAUCAACUACAAUUCCACUCAGAUUCUACUCAUUUUCUCAAAAAAUGGACUCAUCGGAUGAUGAAGGAGAGGAGUAUCUGUUCAAAGUAGUGAUAAUCGGAGAUUCAGCUGUCGGCAAAUCAAAUCUGCUCUCCAGAUACUCCAAGAAUGAAUUCAACAUGCACUCUAAAUCCACCAUCGGAGUCGAAUUUCAAACUCAAACCAUGGAGAUCGACGGCAAGGAGGUUAAAGCUCAGAUUUGGGACACCGCCGGUCAAGAACGCUUCCGCGCCGUCACCUCCGCUUACUACCGCGGUGCUGUCGGUGCGCUCAUCGUUUACGAUAUCUCCCGUAGCACUACUUUCGAUAGCGUCACCAGAUGGCUUGAAGAACUCAAAACUCAUUCGGAUACAACAGUGGUGAGGAUGUUGGUUGGGAAUAAAUGUGAUUUGGGGAAUAUUCGAGCUGUAAGCGUUGAAGAUGGGAAAAAACUUGCUGAAAACGAAGGGUUGUUCUUCAUGGAAACGUCUGCACUUGAUUCAACUAACGUGAAAACAGCUUUCGAGUUGGUGAUUAAAGAGAUCUACAACAAUGUUAGCAGGAAAGUAUUGAAUUCUGAAUCAUAUAAAUCUGAAUUGUCCAUGAAUAGGGUAACCCUUGACAAUAGGGGUGACGAUGAUGGAUCAAAGCAAAAUCAAAGCAGAUCCUCUUGUUGUUCUUGAAUCUUUGAGUAGUUAAGAACUAAGGCAAAAAAAUGAGGUCUUUCAUGAGUUGUAUCUAUGUUUAUACUUUAUAG